UGCGACACACCUCUGAAAGACUGAAAGCGAAACUUCUUGAAUAAACCGACAUUGGAAGUCAAAAGCUCAUGAUCAUCAUCCAUGGCGAUGGCGACAUUGGCUCUCUCUUCUCUCUCCAAUCUUAUUUCCUCCUUUCUUCCCUCUCAAUCACCACCAAACCCACUUUCUAAAUUCCAACCAAAAUCUCUUUCCCUCCCCAAGACAGCAUCGGAGUAUGUCCCACCUAUGUUGGCUUCUUCCGACCGUACGCUACCAUCAACUUCUCUUUCUUCUUCUCUGAUGAAGGCCGAUGAGAUAACCCCCAUAGUGUGCCCAUCACUAGCAUAUUCGAAUACUCUAUUCUAUAAGUCAGGGUACUACAACGUAGAGGUCGUUGUAGGAGAGAACGAGCCAGAGGAGAAGCUGAUGAACAGGUUCAGGGUCGCUGUGUUCAAGUCAGGUGUCAUUCAGGAGUGCAGAAGGAGGAAGUUCUUUGAGUCUUCCCAGGAUAAGAAGAAGCGUAAAUCACGAGAUGCUGCUCGUAGGAACCGAAAUAGACGUCCCCACCCAAAAGCUUCAACACAAGCUAAAGAAGAAAAACCCAAGAGGAAUGACAACAGUGAUGAUGAUAACUGGGAGCUUCCGGAAGAUCUUCCCUAUUAACCAAAUUCGCGCAUGUGAAAUAGAGAUGUAAUGGUGCUGGUUUUCUGGGAUGACUGUAUUUGAUGUGCCUGCUCUCAGAAUUGGUCGGUUCUUGUUUGCUGUUCUCUGUGAUUUGCUUCCUAGGGAUGGCCUGAGCUGUUUAGUCCUCAUUUAGGCACCAAAAAGAAGGUAGGGAAACAUUACUGAGUUUUUACUUUUCUGUUGUUGGAAUCAUGAUCCAACUUUCUUUUCUCAUACCAAGAGAAUGCAUGCAUAAGGUUGAAGAAUAAUUAUUUCAAUUUAUC
Molecule: messenger RNA, 926 nt
Organism: Rubroshorea leprosula
Lineage: Eukaryota; Viridiplantae; Streptophyta; Magnoliopsida; Malvales; Dipterocarpaceae
Source: the annotation of a GenBank genome assembly